Molecule: messenger RNA, 2727 nt
Organism: Panicum virgatum (switchgrass)
Lineage: Eukaryota; Viridiplantae; Streptophyta; Magnoliopsida; Poales; Poaceae
Product: calmodulin-binding protein 60 G-like
Exons: 14
Coding region: 216-2111 (631 amino acids)
Biological process (GO): regulation of salicylic acid biosynthetic process
Cellular component (GO): nucleus
Molecular function (GO): calmodulin binding; DNA-binding transcription factor activity; sequence-specific DNA binding
Source: RefSeq, a predicted model, not a curated record
UCUGUCAAACUUCCAGGAACCUGCUAGUCUUCUCCUCUCUCUCUAUAUAACAUCUAUACGUACAAAUGUUUUGAGCACCGAGCAUUCGCCCUCGAGCUCGCUCUGGGCGAGUCGGCCGGGUCUUCCUUUUGCUCUGUUUCCCCCACGAUGAAGACGCGUCCACCACAUAGUCCAAAUUUUCUUGCGAACGAAACUGGAGUUCCAGAAACCGAAACAUGGCUCGUCCAUGGAGAUUCACUGUUCUUCUUCCGCUUUAUCUAGUAUUGGCAAUACUUGAACUUCAAGACUUCUCAUGCAUCAAGGGGUGCUUAUUAUUGGAGGAGGAGCUGAGCCCCUUCUUCUUCCAUCUCUUCAUUUUGCUUGUUUCCUUCCCUCUUCUUUUUCUUUUAUCUUUCCUAUGUCUUCAUGGGCGCAGCUGCUCUUGGGUGGGCUCCAGCUCCCCCUGCACCCUCCUUGCAUCCGCGUUAUGUUUUUUAACGACAGACUUCUGGGAGGAUUCAGGAGAGAAUGAGACUCUUCAAUGUCGCAGAACAUUCAGAGUAUUGUUGCUUUUAGCAAUGAUAUUGUUCAUCGCCGUGAGCACAGUUCAAGGAGUAUCGGACGAGCAGGGGAACAGUUACUCAGGCGGUGCUCCCCCUCCGUUUACUUCCCUGGAUCAAUAUUACUCUUUUAUUGUUAGCCAACAACAAAGAUCACUAGAGCAGGGUGGUUAUGGCGCCCAUCGUGGCAUGGACCCUUUUACGGAGAAAGUGAACAUGGCUAUGAUGAAGAUUAACGAAGGAAAUAAGAUGAGAGAGGAAGGAAAUAAGGUGAUCGAGGAAGGAUUUAAGUCCCUCCUUGGUAUGAAACCAAAUUGGAGCAAGCGGACUCGGUAUGCUGAUCACCAUCCUGCUAGGCUGGAGGCAGCAGGACCAUCGAGCCAGGCACACAACAUCAACGAAGAACGCCCAUGCCAGAAUCAUAAGUUUAAGCUUUGUUUCCAUGGCAGUUUGAAGUCUUGCAUCAUCUACACAAACAUACCCAUACUAGCACAGAGCAACGAAGGAAUAGAGAUUGUGAUAUGCAGGGAUGAUCAAAUAAUCUCAUUGGGUCACCUUGCUUCACUGACAGUGGAAAUUGUGGCUUUAGAGAGCGACCAUUCCUGCAAAGGUGAGUGGACUGAAGAGGAUUUUGACCGCCAAAUAAGGAAGAGCCGAGAUGGAGGAGAAUCUGUGCUGGACGGAGAACGACUCGUGAAGCUAGUCAAUGGCAAGGCCUCUCUUGGUAACAUUCGCUUCAAGGAAGGCUCCACGGGGACACGCACUAGGGAGUUCGUCCUUGCGGCGAGAGUUUGUAGAAGUGAAAACAUUGGAGGACCUCGGGUUGAAGAGGCGUUCAUGCACCCUCCUUUCACCGUGAAGGUAGAGCGGAGCAAGGCAAAUGAAAAGAGUCCCCUUCCAAAGUUGGAUGACAAAGUAUAUUGUUUAAAGGGAAUAGCAAAGGGUGGAGUUUACCAUAAAAGGCUCGAGCAGAAGAACAUAUGUAAGGUGCAAGAUUUCUUAAAGGCUUUUAAUAGAGAUCCAGAUCAGCUCCGUCAGGUUCUGAAUAUUGAAUUAAAGAAGCAUGCUUCCUGGGCAACAAUUGUUGAACAUGCAAUGAAAUGUGAUCUCACAGACAAAAAUGAACUGAAAUCGUACAAGGUUGAAACAGAAAAUGUCACGCUCUUCUUCAAUUGUGUGGAUGAUCUUAUCGGAGCAGAAUUUCAUGAUAACUCUGAUGCAGAGGGCAAGUUUAAAUUGUUUAAUGAAAACCAAAAGGCUAAAGCGAAGAAAUGGUUAAAGCAGGCAUACAAUAAAUUGGAUGCCAUUGAAUUUGACUAUGCUAUGGAUGGCAAUCGUCCUGUCAAAAUAUUCUCAAAUAUUAUUGCUGCUGCUGGGAGCACAUCCAUUCCAAUAUUGCUAGGGCCAACACAACAAAACACUCCUACUCCUAGUCAUCAUUCAAAUAAGUUUCAAGGAUCUGAGAACUUUGUGAGUAGUCCUUCUUCUGGGAUGGAUUGCGCACCUGGCCUUCCUCUUGGAGAUGCAAACCGCAACGCUGCAAGACCGACUGCAUCAGGACCAUCUCAUUAAGUUCAUGACGACAGACAUGUAAACCAAGGUCUAGGUCAGAACGACAUUCCUCAAGGAGACCUCAAUUGCAGUGUUGAUGUGGGCAUCGAGGAUGUCUGGGAAUCACUCGAAGAACUCGAACAAACUAUUAAUAUGCCAGAAUGUUCAGGGAUCACUGCUGCACCGGGCAUAUCGUCCUUUUCUCCAAAUGUGCACGGCCCUGAUCAACUAGCCAGCGCUGCAUCAGAUCUGCAAGAUCAGACAAUCCACGGGCGUGGCUACAACGGCGAUUUCCAGGAACGCUGAUAGGUGAUGCAUGUACCGGAUGCAACUGAGCUAGGACUAGGGAGUACUUUAUAGAUGGAAUGACCCUGUGGCCUCCCGUUUGUUGGCCAUGGACACCAACACACCAUUGACAACUGAUAGUGCCAAGUGGCUCACCUUGGGGUUGGGGGUAGUUUUUGUUAAGAUAUCCCUAGGAUUAAGGAUAAUAAUGUACUUAUACCGAAUAUGCCUCUCAAGGGUUGGCUCUAUAUAAUGGAACAUGUACAUAUCAUUAUAAUAACUAGUGAGGUGACCCGCGCAAAAUGCAUGGCUAGUAUUGAUAUUUUCAAUAUAUCAUGCAUUUUGUAUCUAA